AUGCAGAAGCAGCAGCUGACCUUGGAUGCCGCCUACAAGUUCACGCUCUGGUACGCGCUGCUGUGCGAGGCCCAACGCGGGCAGGCGAGGCCGGCGGAGCGCCGCGCCCGCGACACGUGUGUGCGGCACAUCGCCUCCGCGAUGCUCAAGGCCUCGCUCCCGCGCAAGGCGCUGAAGAGCUGCUGCUUGUCCGGGGCCUGCGGUAGGAGCUCGCUGACCCACACCAGCGUUCACUUUGGGCGGCCCGACGUUUCCCCCGCGCCUGGUGAGCGCGAUGAUGUGUGCCAGUGCCUGGCACACGCCACGGCGUGCGUCGGGCGCCCGGUUCGUCUUGCGGUGACGGACUACGUCUCCUCAGCCUCGCUUACCGGGGACCGCUACGGCGGCUUGCGCUGCAUGCUGCGCCACAUGCCACUCCGCGGCGCCACAUUUGCCGGCGUCCCGGGACUGCAGGACGCGCAGCACGUGGUGGCGGAGCUCGGCGCGGCGCUGCCGGCGCAGGCGGGGUCGCUCAGACGCCUCAGCGUGGGCGGCCUGCCAGCCCACGUCGCGCUCUCCGCCCUGCUGUCCAGCAUGGCGGCGGUGGACUGCCUGACGGAGGUGCGCCUCGAGGACUGCGGCCUGCAGGAAGUUGGGGAGCUGCUCCCGUACCUGCGGGGGACACGGCACCUGCGACGGCUUUCGCUGCGCGGCAACCAGGGCAUCGCGGAGGGGGCCGCCGCGCUGGGCGACGCCGUGGCCGCCUGCGCCUCCCUGCUCUCCCUCGACUUGGGCCUCUGUCGCCUGCGUGACGAGCAUUUGCAGCGGUUUCUCAGUCGCCUGCAGGGGUUUGCGCGGCGGGCCGCCUUUGCGCUGGACGUGUCCAACAACGUCCUGAGCAGCCUCGCCUUUGAGCGCCUCCGCGACGCCCCCGCGGCGUUUCGGGCGGCCGUGAGCGAAGUGGACCUCAGCGGGCACAACCUGCAGGGCUGCGGGGGCGUUGCGGCCGCCAUGCUCGCGGAGCUUACCGCGCUGCGCGGGAUUCUGCUGAAUCAGUGCGCCCUCGACCCGCGCGACGUGCAACGGCUGUGCCGCGUGCUUAGCCAGACAAAACGACGCUGGCGGCGCUUGUCGUUUCGCGGCAACGGCUUCACCGCCCACGACGUCAAGCGGCUGGUGCUCGUCUCACUUGCCGCGGAGUCGUCGCUCUGUGUGGCGGGCAACGCCAUCGGCGCCGGUGUGCAGAAGCUGAACCUGCCCUCCGUGCUGCCCUUUUUGUGCGAGCUCGACCUCUCCCUCUGCGAGAUCAGGGACGAGGGGCUGCUGCAGCUGGCCAGCGCCCUCGAAAAGGCGCAGCCCCUCGCCCUGCGGGUGCUGCGCCUGGACGGCAACGACAUUGGCGUGGAGGGAAAGAAGGUGUGCGGGGGGCUGCAGUUUCUCGGGCGGGCCCUGCGGGCGAGCUACGCCCCACGCCUGGAGGUGCUCUCCCUCGCCCACAACAGGCUCCUGCUGCGGCCGCUGCUGACGCUGGUGGAGCAGGUCUCCGCCACACUGCGGGAGCUGCAUGUCUCCCACUCCUCCAUCGCCAACGACUACAGCGAGGUGAUGCAUCUUGUUGGGGCCAUCGUUCGGCGCCAGAAAGGGAGCCUCGGGUUCGAGCAGCUCGACCUCUGGGCGUUCUGUGACGCCGACGCCGACGUCGCCUGCGGCGGCGAGCUGCGAGCGUGGCUCGAGGCGCAGCGGCCUAUCCGGGUUUUCAUGGGGGCGGGGUGA
Trypanosoma conorhini is the source of this 1752-nucleotide messenger RNA. RefSeq lists its product as uncharacterized. The transcript has a single exon. Bases 1 to 1752 code for a protein of 583 amino acids. Gene Ontology annotation, molecular function: protein binding. NCBI's taxonomy places the organism in Eukaryota, Euglenozoa, Kinetoplastea, Trypanosomatida, Trypanosomatidae. The record is from RefSeq and is a predicted model, not a curated record.